Molecule: messenger RNA, 2080 nt
Organism: Cryptomeria japonica (Japanese cedar)
Lineage: Eukaryota; Viridiplantae; Streptophyta; Pinopsida; Cupressales; Cupressaceae
Exons: 1
Coding region: 530-1876 (448 amino acids)
Source: RefSeq, a predicted model, not a curated record
AGGACAAAGAUCACCAAGAAUGGAGGUGAUUGAUUCCACUUAUUUAGGAACAAAUCUGCAGCACUCCGUAUGUUUGCACGGUUGUAUAGGUAGAGCUAGUGGAUUCCUUGUGAUUCGAGCCAUUUGAUGGAAUUUGAAAUAAACAUGUUUUGGUGGAUAAAUUCAAGCUUGCCAGAUUCAGCGUCAAAAUCGAGACGUAAUUAGUGCCGCGUGAGGGUGGGCGAGGGUGAUAGGAUCGACACUAGGUAGUAAUUUUAAAAUAUUUUUGGCUGGAUGCCUAUGGCCAACGCAAUUUGCUGCUGGUCUGGAUCGAUUUUGAUGUUUUGCCGCCGAGUGAAAGUGAUUGUUUUUUGCUUUGGUUGCGCUUCGAAAUCCCCUUAUUUUUAGUGCGUAGAAUUUGGGGGAAAGCUGCAGAAGGGAACGCAGCUUCAGAUCGAAGGACGAGUCGCAGUUGUCGGGAUAUGAGAUGAAGUGGGCUGUGCUCAGAUCUCAUGGCUUUCAUUCUCCACGGCUGCUCAGAUGAACAAAGAUGUUGAAAUUCCACAGACAAGCAGGAGGCGUCAUUUGCCCCGCUUGCUGGAAGCGUACUUUUCUGGUCUGUUUUAUUCUACUGUUGCUACUCUGUCUCUGCGUUCAGCACUGUUUAGUGGCAUUUCAUCUGCAUCUGAAUACGGGUUUUGUUAUUCAGGGCAGAGAAAAUGGCAGUUUUGGAUUGGGGCUCAUCCACGAUGUGUCCCCCAGAGUGACGUUCAACAGGGGACCCGUCAUGUACGCCCUGAGGGAAGGUACUUCCAUGGUCAGGGUGUAUAAUAACAACUCCGCUGCAGGCAAAAAUAAGGAAAAGGUUCAGGUGAAGAUCAGCUGGACUAGUCCAAGCUUAGAUAGGCCCCCUUUCAAUGUGACGGAGGAGGAGAGAAUCAAAUGGUUCAAAAAUAAUUUGCGCAGCUUCAAAAUCUUGCAUCCUGAUGAACUUUCUGCGCAGUUUUCCGGCAAGGUUAAGGGUUUCUUCAAAAACUGCAAGCCGCGAUUCUUUAUGACCUGGAUAUCCCAUCCAAAAUCCUUCGGCCCGAGAGAGCUUUUGUCGGUGGAAAGUGUGUUUAAAUGGCAUCCGUCCGCGUGUCUGCUGAUAAUCUCCCGGACGAUGGAUUCCAAAAAGGGGGAACAAAUUCUCCGGCCCUUCGUAACCCGAGGGUUACGAGUCAUGGCGGCGGCGCCCGACUUAGGGUUUCUGUUUAAAGGCACCCCGGCGGAGGCCUGGCUCAGGGUUGUUGCAAAGGGCGACAUAGACCCGGGGGAAAUCUCCUUCGCUCAAAAUCUUUCCAACAUUCUUCGCCUUGCGGCUCUGUACAAGUAUGGCGGAAUAUACAUUGACAGCGACAUUAUAAUCCUGAAGCUCCUGUCGAAGCUGCGGAAUGCGAUCGGGGCUCAAAAUGUUGAUCCUGACAACGGGACCUGGAACCGCCUAAAUAAUGCCGUUCUGAUGUUCGACAAAGGGCAUCCUCUGGUGUGGAAAUUUAUCCAGGAGUUCGCGCUCACCUUUAAUGGUAAUAAAUGGGGGCAUAAUGGCCCUUAUCUGGUUACUCGCGUUGUUACUAGGGUUGCUAAUCGGCCUGGCUACGAUUUUCAAGUGUUGCCGCCAAUGGCUUUCUACCCUGUGGACUGGACUCGGAUCUACAGAUAUUUCAAGCAUCCGGACGGCAAUGUUGGGAUAAAGUGGAUCAGUGCCAAGUUGUUGCAGAUGGAGAAUGAAACGUAUGCCGUGCAUUUGUGGAAUAAGCAGAGCAGGCAACUGGAAGUGGAAAAGGACAGCAUUAUCCAUCAUAUCUUCAAUAAAUGUUGCCUUGUUUGCGAUCAUCGACAUUUUUUUAUGAAGUAAAUAGUCCUUCAAGCUGGAUUAGCUCUGGUUAAUGGGGUAGUCGUGUAAAGGAGAAGGUGCUCUUCUCCUGUUUUCUAAUGGCUGGCUGGAUUCAAAUUUUCUGUUCAGUUAUUUGGAGUAAUAAAGCUUAAUGUGCAGUGUCCUGUAUUUGGCUGCCCUUUUUCAGACCUGGUAAAUAAUAUUUUGGUACAUUUUUUUGGUUCA